UGAAUUGUGACAGUUGGAGUACAACGUUUCAGUUAGUAAAUUAAUGUUAGAGCUUUAUUUUUUACAUAUAAUUUUUCCGAAUUACUCAGAUCAUGUCGGAUACAAGCGAUAUUAACAUUAUAAUAAGAAAUGGCACUUUCAAUCAAUUCAUUAGUGAAAAGUCGAAGAAUAUUCAAGACUACGAUUCCAGAAUACGUAUUAAUUGGUUAGUUCAAUUAAGCCAAGCUUUGAGUGAUGAAGAUUUGAAAAAUCGAGUCAAUGCCGAUGACGUUCUUAAAGCGACUAGGAUUUUUGGAGAUAAACUGCAAUUAAACCAAAGUUAUGUUAAUAACUAUCUAAAAGCGAAUAUUGUACUUUCCAACUACUUCAAAACUGUUAAAAAUGAUGAAGCAAGAAUUUUUCUGUCAUCUGUGAUGACACUCUCAAAGCCCCCUUUACUAAAAAUAUCUGGACAAAUGCAGCUAAACUUAUACUGUAAAUACUUAGAUGGUAUCCUGCUGUCAGAAUUUCCAUCUUCAGAAGCUCUUAUAGAUAAUAUUAUAUUGUCCGUUAAUGAAUUUGUUAAAAGCCAUGAACAAACAUAUAUUCAAACAAAAUAUCUAGAAGGAUUAUUGGAAAGAAUUAAUUAUUAUAUUAGAAAAUUGCAAAAAUCAGCUCCUAGUAAAAUGAAAGUUUGUCAUUUUCUGCAAAGGUUUUUUGAGAUCCUAUUUGGUUUCAGCAAUGAAUCAUGUAAAAUAUCAGAAAAAAGCUAUAAAUUGAUCUUAACAAUACUUCUGGUACAUACCGAAAUAUGUAUUGACAAUAAGUUUGAUUUAACCAUAAUAAAGAUUCUCUCAAAAAUGUUGAGAGAUAUUGACGAUAAAGGGUCUUGGAGUAUUGUAACAAAGCUGCACGCAUGCUUUUACAGAGAUGAAUUUGAUGAUGAUUUAGCACACAUAAUUAAUAAAACUGACGAUAAAAACUAUUAUAACAUCACUGUACUUAAUUACAUAAGUAAAGCAUUGUACAGAUAUUAUCAUGUCAAAUAUGAAGUGAUAAAACCACACACUGCAUAUAAACUAUUUAUUGUGCUACAAAUUUUAAUCAAGAAAUGCACUAAUACCAAUAAUUGUCCACCAUGUAAUACCGACACGCAUCUUUUCCUAAAUCUACAACAUGCAUCGGGUGCCCUGAUUUCAAAAUUAAUUCAAAAAGAAUUUAAAAAACCGUCAAGUGAUUUAACAAGAUUCUUUCCCAAGUAUGUUGCAUCUAUGGAAAAAACUAGGCAUAAAUGUCCUCAACAUGUUUUCCAUGUACAGAAAUGUGUAACCGCUUUCUACAAAGCGCUUAGUCAAAUUGUGAAACUAAAUGGAAUGAAACUGCCUGCAGAAUAUGCACCAUUUGUACAGGAUACGCUAUUGAUAUAUUUAAAAACCUUUGCAAAAAAUUCUAUUUUACCAGGCGAAUGUGUUAAUGAGUUUAAAUAUUUUUUCAAAAUAUUAUCCAAUGCCUAUUGUGAUAUCAAGGAUUUUACUAAAGCAUGCUAUUUUCUGUUGAUUGGUUCACAUUUUACGAAAAGUAUGCAGUUUGCCAAGAUUUUCAAAAUUAGGCAUGAUAAUUCAGAUUUUACUUCAUCUUGUUAUGAGAUACUCACACAGAGUGCAAUUGCAAAACAUUACAAUAUUUCUUUGGAGAAGAAUGAUUAUAUAAAUUUAUUGCUGAUGGAACUAAAGGGUUUUAAUGAAUUAUGGCGAAGUAAGCUUCGUAUGAGAGAAGCAGCCAAAAAUAUCAAACUGAUAUCUGAUGAUCCGAUAACCCGAGCAAAGGCUUGUUCAUUUCUUAGAAUCAUUACUUCCGAAGACUUGCCACUAAUCAAUAGCACUCUGGAAGAACUUGAAUCUAAUUUGAAGUAUUUCAAAGGAAAAUCGAAGACAUUGGCGCAUGCACUAUUAGGAAAUUUAUAUGCAAUGCAAUACUUGGCUUUAGGAAAUGAAUACGCAAAUGAAAUUGCUAAAACACCAAGUCUGGUUAACCAGACACCUGAAGAAUCUGAUCGAGAUGGUCUCAAACAUACAAACGAAGUUUGUGAUAUCAACCCUAUCGACGAUAAUAAACUUAAUCUCGAAAAGGAGAAUUCUAUUGUUGAGCAAUUAAUUCAGGGCAUAAAAUAUUGGGGUGAAGCUGUUAAAAAUUAUGAUACUAUUAGUGAUGAUGAAGAACUUAAGAUUUACUUUGAGUCUGCUCUCGAAUUGAUGGAAAUGGCAAUAAUAUCACUAAGUGAACGUGGUUCAUAUGGUUAUCACAAAUAUGAUUUGGUUCUAUUAGGUUUUCAAUUAGCCAAAAAUCUUGAGAAUCACUUGAUGGCUUUGAGAUGUGUUUCAAGGCUUUUAGGAUCUAUGUCAUAUAACAAGGAAAUUGGUUCAAUUGUUACGGAAUGUAAUUCUUAUGCUGCUAAAUUAUUGAAAAGCAACUUGGAAGAGAAGAAUAAAUUGUACCUGUAUGAUUUUAUGUUGAGCUAUACGGAAUAUCUAUGGAACAGGAAAGAUGAGGAUAAAGCAAUAGUUCUCGGACUCGGCACCAUAGCAAGGAUUAAAAAGGAUAAAAUUUCUGAUAAUUUACUAAUUUCUCGAAUGUACUGGAUUGAGGCUCUAUUAAAAACAAACAAUAAUUCAUCCUGGAAGUCAAUAUUGUCCCUGCACGGCUUAAUAAAUGAUGAACUUUUGGUAGCUAUGCAAGACAAAGAUGCCACAACAUAUUGUUUCAAUAUAAAAGUGAGCGUUUUUAUCGAUCUGGCUCUCAAAAUAGGGAAAUACAGUAUGCAUAUUUGUCAACUACGAUUGGUUAAUUUCUAUUUGAAACAAAUGCUGAAAUUGUUGCAAAAAUUAGGUUUAACACACCGUAUUGCUGACGUUUUGUGCAUACUCUUAAGAACAGAUAUUGUCAAGGAAAAGUAUGCCGAUGCUCAGGUAAAAAUAAAUGUUUUGAAUAAUAUCACGAAUCAAUCGCAAUUGUCUGAAUCUAGUAAAAGUGGCAGCAAAUCUAAGAAAGUUGUUGAGCAUGUUAAGAAAAUGUUUACGAGUCCAACUCGAGGAACUAAACAACAAAUUAACAUUGAGGCUUACAGAGAUAGUUCCAUGCUAAGUCCGGAGCCGCCAAAACUGAUCAGAAUGGCUGAUAAUGGUUCUCCGCCUCUCGUUCACCAAUCAUCGCAGUUGCCCGAUUUCUUCAACCAUGAUUGUGACUGCAAAUGCAUCUCUUGUUACGGAAAAUCCGGCUUCGGCCUGAUGUUGACUGUUAACAGUCUAGAGGCUCGUUUGAACUGCUUUUUGGGAAACACAAAUGUAACCAAAAGACUUUUUUCAGUAUGUAAUAAAAUUCGCGCCAUCGCCAAAUCCAAAUUCUCAAAAGUAAAGGAUAUGUUUCAAGAAGAUAACGAUUUUAAAACCAACGAAUGUUAUCAUUUUUAUGAUCAGUGCUUGUAUACAGUCAAAUACGGUAAAUACGAUAUGAUUCUAUCUUCUAUGGAUCCCGAAAAAUCUUUAUUGUUGCAAGAUGUUGCUUUUAACAAUUUAGAAUUUGUGCAAGAAUUUAUUACUUUGCUGUUGAGCUUCAUUUUUACCAAGUACGUUGAAAAAAGUAAUUGUUAUUUAAGUGAUAUUGUAACAGAUGAAAACAUCAAAUUAACACCUCAGAAAAUAUUUAAUGAACUUGCGUUCAAAACACCGGCUGCUACGAAGGCAAUAGUUGGUGGACGCCUUGGAAAAAAAACUAAAUUUAAAAUACAUCAAGAUGUUUCUCCGGUCAAUUUGAACAUACCCAAAAUUUGUUUGAAUGUCGUGGAUUGUGAAGAAAAUGAUAAACGGGUAAAAGUUAAGACGGAUUUAACUACUCCAAUAGAAACGAGAAUUAAGAACAAAUCUGAUUCGAUUUUGAGUAAACCAAAGCAGCCUGUGCAACUACACGAAAGUAGAGCAAAAUCUACUAGUAAAACUAAUGUUAAAACGCAAAACUUAGAAUCUAGCAAGAAAUUUGCUAAAACACCGAAUAAGUUGCACACGAAAGAAAAUUUAAGUGCAAACGAUGAUGAUAAAGUUCCGUUUCCAGUUUUAUGCAAAACACCAGCACCUAAAACUGCGUGCAAGAAUUCUAAUUUACUGUCUUCACCAACAAUAAUUCUAUCCGAUGACGAAGUUUUCGAGACGCCUAUGAAAUUUACUCAAACACCAACUGUUGCAAAAACAACUAAAGUAUCUAUGUAUAAAAAGGCUAUCUUAUCAAACCAAGAUAGUUCUUCUUCCUUGGAUGAAGUUUUCACAAAAACCCCAAAUAAAAUUUCUAAAGCGAAAACGAAGCCGUCGUCGAGUAAAAAUAAUUUAUUAGAUGAGCAUGAAGAUGAUUUGAAAAGUGAUAAAAACAUGCAAAAAACUAUGCACAAACGUAAAUUUAAAAGAAUAUGCCAACCGUUCGUCGACUCUGGUAGUUCUGUAGAUGAUGAUGUUUUUUUGCCCUGUAGCGAUGAAAAUUCUUGGACAAAAAAUAAUUGUGCAACACCUGACAAUAAGUGUGAUGAUAAAUUUUACACACCUGUAGGUUCGACUAUGAAAAGUAAGGCAACAAUAGAAAAAAAGGAUCUUGAUGGUGAAAAAGAUCAAAAAGUUUCAUCUGAAAAAAAUAAACAAACUACAUCUGUGCGCCAGAGGCGCAGGAAUCCGCCUAAAAAUCCAUAUAUUUUUUAA
Molecule: messenger RNA, 4715 nt
Organism: Ctenocephalides felis (cat flea)
Lineage: Eukaryota; Metazoa; Arthropoda; Insecta; Siphonaptera; Pulicidae
Exons: 8
Coding region: 93-4715 (1540 amino acids)
Source: RefSeq, a predicted model, not a curated record